Arachis stenosperma is the source of this 951-nucleotide messenger RNA. Its product is annotated as agamous-like MADS-box protein AGL104. Gene Ontology annotation, biological process: positive regulation of transcription by RNA polymerase II. NCBI's taxonomy places the organism in Eukaryota, Viridiplantae, Streptophyta, Magnoliopsida, Fabales, Fabaceae. Gene Ontology annotation, molecular function: RNA polymerase II cis-regulatory region sequence-specific DNA binding; protein dimerization activity; DNA-binding transcription factor activity, RNA polymerase II-specific. The transcript is spliced from 10 exons. The record is from RefSeq and is a predicted model, not a curated record. Bases 1 to 951 code for a protein of 316 amino acids.
AUGGGGAGAGUGAAGGUUCCCAUUAAGAAGAUUGAAAACAUAACAAACAGGCAAAUUAUAUUCUCUAAAAGGAAGAAUGGUCUCAUCAAAAAAGCUUACGAGCUUUCGGUUCUCUGUGAUGUUGAUGUUGCUCUCAUCACGUUCUCUCCUUCUGGCAGACCAGCUCUCUUCUCUUCCAGCACAAGCUUUGAUGAAAUUCUAGAGCGAUAUAUUAAUCUUCCACCACAAGAACGCCAAAAGAUCUAUAACCAAGAGAACAUGCAGAGGAUGAUUAAUAAAUUGAAAAUUGAAGCAGAACAAAUAUGCCAAGUCCCUAGCCCGGUUAAUUCAGAUUUCCAGCUUGAGAAAAUUCAAAAAGAAUUAUAUAUUUGCAAGUCUCAGUUAGAAGAAAUGGAGAAACGGCUAAGGAUAUUUGAAGGUGAUCCACGUGAGAUCACUACACUUUGUGAGGCUGAAUAUCGCCAGCAUAUUCUUCAGCAAACUCUAGAGCAAGUGCAGUUAAGAAAGGUGGAUCUUGCAAACACGGUAGAUGUAGAUGGAUUAUUUGUUGGCGGGACAUCAAAUAAUUCAGUAGAGUGGCUCCCAGAGGAAGAUUCAAAUGUUGAUAUUCUCAACUUUGUAGAUGCCUAUACUCCUGCUCCUCUUUGGGAUCAACAAUCACAUAGUGCUGUUGUUGACAUGUUAAGCACAAGUUCUACCCUUGAGACUUAUACAAACACCCUUCAACUUCAAAUGAAUCCAGAGAAUAAUAGUUCAGAAGUCUGCACACUAUCUCCUGCGUUUGGACAAGUUAUAGAUAUCAAUGGUUCUUCUUGGGAGCAACUCUAUGAUUUAGGGAAUGGAUCUUUGUCAAUAGCAGAGGCAAGGGAGCAAGAACAACUAAUUGAACAAUAUCUGUCUCAGUUUUCUUCUUCAGACAUCUUAAUAUCCGAUCAACAUCAUCAAAUAUGA